AGCGACGGGGCUGUCAUAGCUGUGGAUGUUGUGAAAGAGGGUUUCUGCCAUAAAACAAGCCGAGAAAGAGGAAGAACCGGCGCGGAAACCAUGAAGGGGGAAAAGGAUUCGUACGCGUUCGCACACUUCAAAGGCUAAAUGUCGCACCUCACGGCAACUGGAAGAGCGAAAUAAGCCCGAAAAGCAGGAUGUCAACAACGCGGCCCCUUCUCGGGAUGAAGCCGAGCGCCGAGGUGACCUGUUCGGAGCCGCCGGGGAGGAGGCCCGCCGCAUCUGGAUCUGCCGGUGCCCAGCAGCACUAUGAGCCGCUCAUGGAGGACGAGUUCGCGGUUCCCGAGGACAAACAGGAGGAGCUGAAAUGCGUCAAAAGCCGGGUGGAGCACGUCUUCCAGGUGACGUUCACCAUCAUCGGCCUGCUGGACCCCACCGGAGCUCACGGCAGUAAAGCGUCCAGACAAAUAUGGCUGCAGCUGAGAGGGAAGCGGGCCGACGUGGCCAAGGCCAAGGAGUAUGUGAAGGGUCUGUGUGACCCGGAGCUGCAGGAGGUGGAGCGCUACCCACCAGAUAUGCACUGCAUCUUCGUUGGGGCCCAGGGCCUCUUCCUGGACCGGCUGCUGCACGACACUAGUGCCGAGGUGAUGGUGCUGGAGCCGGGCCGCCUGCGUGUGUUGGGUGCUGCCGAGGCCGUCGUCAUGGCGCAGAGUCGCGUGCAGCAGUUUGUGGCACUCUUCCAUGACAAGCGGCCCAUGCCUAGUGAGCGUGAACCUGCCAUCAAGCGUGCCUUCAAGGCUUUUGUAGAGGAGAGGGCCGACAAGUACACCAUGGAGUUGCAGCUGCUGCCCAGCACCCUAAAGGAGGAGUUGCUGGGUUUAGUGCGGGGCCCCCCACCUGUAGUCCACUCCCUGGAUCCUGGUGCCGAAGCCCUGGAGCAGGACCGCUCCAAGACUAGCACACCCGUCACUGACCUCUCAAACCGCAUCCUGGACACCACCUUUGAGGACAAGGCGGUGGGGCCAGCCCAGGAAACAGUGCUGAAUGGGCGGCACUCCCAGAAGCGGCGCUCAUCAGAGAGCGAGUCGCGCAACUCCAAGAGGCAGUAUUCCCUGGAGAGGCGGGACGAGGAGCUGGAGACGGACUGGUGUUGUAUUCCCGGUGACAGCCGGAGCAAAACCCCAGCUCCCAGCUCUGAAGUAGUGGUUCUUGACCCCAGCGAGCUGUCAGACGCAGGGGAUAGUGUUAGCCCAGAGACCAACUUCAAGUGCCUGGUGAACUUCUUCAAGACCAUGGGGUACCCGCAGGACGUGGUGGAGCGGGUGGUUCGGGAGACUGAUCAGAGGGCGGACACAUUCCUGCUGCUGGAGCGCAUUGUGGAAGAAACCCAGCAGUCACACCCGCGAGACCCCUGUGCCACCAGCCUCAAUCCCUCUUCAUCCUCCUCGUCCUCUUCCUUCCGCUGCAGAGAGAAGGAGCGGCCGCAGAGCAGGCCUUUCUCAGAAACAAAGUCUAAAGAGAACAUCCAGCCUGCCAGCAAUGGUGUGGGUCCUAGAGGGCAGUGCAGCUUUGCCAUCCAGCAAGGUGCAGCACUGAAGAGGAGCAGUAGCGCACAGGGCACUUUUGAGGUUAUUACCAUUAGUGACGAGGACGACAUGCCAGCCGGGAACAAGGCAAGGACCACGAGCAGGCUGGACUUCAUGGCCAGAGGCAGCGCUCACACAAUGGUACCAGCGCGGGUAGAGACGGUGACACCUCUGCGGAGUGCUGUGCAGCGCCCGCCGCAGACACUGGAGCGCCCUGGCUGCUCUUACCAGCCCCCCACCAGGGUGCUGCCCUCACCCCUGCCCCACACAGAGCCACCCAGCAUAACUGCCCCCAUAACUGGCACGUUGCGCUUCCAGCAGUCCCUCCGGACCCCAUAUAAACUAACUUUACAGAACGAACCAGGCCGACCAGACCUCAGGCACAUCGUCAUUGACGGGAGCAACGUGGCCAUGGCGCACGGGUUGCAUCGAUUCUUCUCAUGCCGUGGCAUCGCUAUUGCAGUGGAGGCUUUCUGGAAGAUGGGCCAUCGUGAAAUCACUGUCUUCGUUCCUCAGUGGAGGCAGAAGAAGGAUCCCAGCAUCACAGAGCAGCACUUCCUGAGCCAGUUGGAGGACUUGAGGCUGCUGUCCUUCACACCCUCCAGGGAGGUGUGUGGGCAGAGGAUCUGCUCCCACGACGACAGAUUCCUACUACACCUGGCGGAGAAGACAGGCGGUGUGAUUGUCACCAAUGACAACCUGCGGGACUUUGUGGACACAUCAGAGGCAUGGAAAAAAAUAAUUAAAGAAAGGCUCCUGCAGUUCACCUUCGUGGAAGAUCACUUCAUGAUCCCAGAUGACCCUCUGGGGAAGCAUGGCCCACGAAUUGAAGAGUUCUUGCGCAAAGAUGUUAGGUGCACCUCUGUAACAGGCCCAGCAAGGCCAGAGCUCAGAACAACUCCCCCGGUGUACGCCAUGGCCCUCCAGUCCGCCCCACGGUCUUCCCUCACCCCUCAGAUGAGGCCACCUUCCCAGUGGCCACACACAGGCCCACCCGGGUGGUACCCACCUCGUCCUUCUCCUUCACCCCCACCACAGAGAUCACCCUCAGAGACCACGGAGCUGAAGAGGAAGCUGUACGACAUCUUCCCUGAUCAGAAGCAACGUAUCGACCGCAUCCUGGGGGAGAACCCAUACAUGCGGGACCUGAACGCGCUGUCAAGCCUGGUGCUGGGCUGAGCCCCAAUGAAGCACAAAGCAUGGCACUCGUGGGGGAGGGGUGGGUUCUGACAGGACAGUCCAUACGCAGAUGUGAAGGAUUGAAAAAAGACUUUUUGAGUAUUUUAUUAAACAUUACUUGAAGACUAUGUCACUGCAAUGUAUCCGGACAGAUCUUCUCAAUCUCCCCUCCCCCAUUAUUUAUCUGUAUUCCCCACAAUUCUCCCCCUGAAACACCCAUUUCUGUCGUCCCUCUUAAAGAAUCCUUAUGUUGAUAAUCCAUUUCAAUGCCUGGAACCGCACAACCAUUUGUACAGCUGUGUACAGCUUUAGACAUGUUACUUUACGGGGUGAGUAUGGGACUUUUCCAUUGCGGCGCCUCGGCCUUGCAGGGAGAGUGGCAAUGCGGAUAGAUGUGUAUGCUUGUGGUGCACAUUUUCCUGUCCUUUGUUUCUGCAAAGUUGUCCAAUUUAAAAGGUAGGAGAGAUCAUCUGAUCUUGACUCAGGAGAGAAAGUAUUUUUAGUUAUAUUUGGAAUUACUGUAUUAUAGAAUCACUACAGUUGGAUUUGCUUUUGUAAAUACAAGAUGUUUUCCAUCGUGAAAAUAUUCAUGUCAGGUAUCCAUCCUUAUAAAGGGUGGGUUACUGAAGGAUUGAAAUCUGUUGGGGAAUUACUCAGCCCUCAUAUAAUGGGGUCCCAUACAGCAAACAUUGCUGCAUCAUCUUAUGGAAAAUAUACAGCCUUUUUUCAUACAAUGGGCUUAUUAUUUUGUAUAACGGAAUUCUUGCUCUGCCCAGCACUCUUUCUACUUCGACAGCAAGUAUUUAAUUCGCUGCCUGCUGUGUCUUUCAUUGUGUAAAGCGUGCAGACACUGUGCUUCUUUAACAAAACUUACUAAUGUAUUUCACGCUGACAGUCCCAGCCACUCACAACACUCAAAUAUGUCAAAGUAUUUACAUUCAUUUACAUCUAUUCAUUUAGCAGAUGCUUCUCUCCAAAGUGAUGUACAGCGAUGUCUUUACCUUUUUAUAUACCACUGUUUAGUACUUAAACACCUUUGUCUAAGGUGAAUUCCAAUACUCGAUGCACUGAACUCCUUGCAGUCAUUGGCUCCUUUUUUCCUCAGUAGAGUAAUGUGAUGCACAAAAGGUAAUUUAGUGUCACCAGUCCCCCUAAAAUGUAUCUUUGGAUUCAUACUGUUCAUUUCAUUCUUUUUCUCCGGUGUAGUAUACAGCAUUAAGCUGCUUGCAGUGAUUACAUUUACAUUAUAU
Scleropages formosus (Asian bonytongue) is the source of this 4006-nucleotide messenger RNA. It is a transcript of the gene n4bp1, whose product is annotated as nedd4 binding protein 1. The transcript has 7 exons. Lineage: Eukaryota; Metazoa; Chordata; Actinopteri; Osteoglossiformes; Osteoglossidae. The coding region runs from base 189 to 2756 and encodes 855 amino acids. Gene Ontology annotation, cellular component: nucleus; PML body. Gene Ontology annotation, biological process: negative regulation of protein ubiquitination; negative regulation of proteasomal ubiquitin-dependent protein catabolic process. The record is from RefSeq and is a predicted model, not a curated record. Gene Ontology annotation, molecular function: RNA binding.